This is a messenger RNA of Danio aesculapii, 555 nucleotides long. RefSeq names its product LYR motif-containing protein 4A (gene lyrm4b). Lineage: Eukaryota; Metazoa; Chordata; Actinopteri; Cypriniformes; Danionidae. Gene Ontology annotation, biological process: iron-sulfur cluster assembly. The coding region runs from base 8 to 283 and encodes 91 amino acids. The record is from RefSeq and is a predicted model, not a curated record. The transcript has 3 exons. Gene Ontology annotation, cellular component: mitochondrion; L-cysteine desulfurase complex.
UUUCAACAUGGCGGCGUCCAGCAGAGAGCAUGUACUGUCAAUCUACAGGCUGCUUCUGAAGGAGAGCAAGAAAUUCCCAUCUUAUAAUUACAGGACGUACGCUCUUCGGCGAGUACGAGAUGCCUUCAGGGAGAACCGGACAGUGAAGGAAGCGCAGCGUGUGGAGGAGCUGCUGAACAUAGCCCGCAAAAACUUAGCCAUCAUACAAAGACAGGUGUGUGUAGGUCAGAUGUAUGAGGCCCAGAAGACGGUGGUGGAGCAGGAGAAGCAGAAGAGCUCCUAAAGUGAUGCUCAACUGUUCAGACUCUUCAAACAAACAGGCUGAUGAGGAUGAUGAAGAUGAUUAUGAGGAAGAUAAAGAUGAUGGAGAACUGCGUUCAGACCUGCAGCAGAACAGAUCGACCAUUCAAUCCUCCUGUUUACAGUGUGCCAUGAACUCUUUGAUUACUCUACUGUCCACACACAGCAUACACAGUAGAAACUGUACAUAGUGUUUUGUUUCUUGUCACGUGUUAUUAGUGUUACAAUAAAGUUAUGUCAGUUACAUGUCUAAAA